This is a messenger RNA of Clupea harengus (Atlantic herring), 4674 nucleotides long. RefSeq names its product zinc finger CCCH-type containing 18 (gene zc3h18). Lineage: Eukaryota; Metazoa; Chordata; Actinopteri; Clupeiformes; Clupeidae. The record is from RefSeq and is a predicted model, not a curated record. Gene Ontology annotation, cellular component: precatalytic spliceosome. Gene Ontology annotation, molecular function: RNA binding; metal ion binding.
GCCGCUCUCACUUUGUCGUGCAGGGUUUACAAUUUUCUCCGGUAAAGAAAAUAACAGAAAAUCGGAUACAUAUAGAUCGUUGUCAGACACAGAAAGAGUGAGACCGGGUAGUUCUUAACACCGAGACCCUGUCUCCCAAGUCGUUCAGGUUGGAAAGAAUAAGCACAGAUGGAUACCCCGGAGAGCCCUACUCAAUCCCCACAGUCACCAGAAGAGGAGGAGGAGAAGGGCAUCUCUGACAGUGAGUUGUUGGAUUCACCGACUGAGCUGGACCAGGCCAUCUCAGACAGUGAGCUGCUGAAUGACGAGGAUGACGAGGGCCAGGAGGAGGAACAAGUCGGCAGAGACUCAGAACUGGAAGACGAGGAGGAGGAUGAAGGUCUCGGAGGAACAGGAGGAGGAGAAGGAGGUGGUGGAGGGCAGGAGAGAGUCUCUGACCAAGAGGAAGAUGUGAUGGAUCGAAGAGAUCAUAGGCAUAAGAGGGGUGCCUCUGACCUGCCUGGACACUUUGGUGCCAUGAUGGGAGCCAGCAUUAAUGUCCGACAAUCGGUCAAUGAAGAGGAGGAAGAAGAUGAGCAAGAUCAUGAGCUAGAGGAGAGAAUCAGUCCCGAGUCGCCUGACUUUGAGCCAGAGCAGCACAGGCCCCUCAGCCUACCUGAAGAGGAGGAAGAUGAGGAUGAGGAAGAGAGACCUGGUGGUCCUGUCACGGCAGUGGUGGAUGAGGAAGAGGAGGACGAAGAGGAGAUGAUGAGGGAAGCUCGGCGCCGGAGAGGUGUGGUGGUGGUGAGCGACAUGAAGGAUGAGUCGUCAGUGUCUCGCGAGCUGGAUGAGCAUGAGCUGGACUAUGACGAGGAGGUGCCAGAGGAACCCAGCAUGCCCCCACUCCCCCAAGACCAGGAGAAGGAGAAGGAGGGCAAUGAGGGGAUCAAGCAGAGGAAGGAGCGGAUCCCCAUCCUGCCGCCCCCGUCUGACAAGGACGCCCAGCCCAGAAAGCAAGAUGAAUCCAGGGGUCCGGAGCGAGGAAGGAGAGACACCCUCCGAGACAAGAAGAAGGAUGAGGAUGAUGGAGAGAUCGAUGAGGGGGAGAUAGAUGAUGAUGAUCUGGAAGAGGGGGAGGUGAAGGAUCCCAUGGAUCGCAAGAUUCGGCCCCGCCCAACCUGCAGGUUCUUUAUUAAAGGGAACUGCACCUGGGGUAUGAACUGCAGAUUCAUCCACCCCGGAGUGAACGAUAAGGGCAACUACUCCCUCAUCAGCAAACCAGACCCAUUCAACCACAACGGGGGCCCACCCGGGGGACCCCACCCUCUCAUGCCCGCCAACCCAUGGGGAGGUCCGGCUGUUGAGGAGCUUCCACCCCCCCCACCUCCCCUGGAGCCUCCAGUAGAGAGUGCCUGGGAGAGGGGCCUGAGACACGCCAAAGAGGUGCUGAAGAAGGCCACCAUCCGUAAGGAGCAGGAGCCCGACUUCGAGGAGAAGCGCUUCAACGUCACCAUCGGCGAGGACGAGCGGGAGUUCGACAAGGAGAACGAGUUCUUCAGGGAGCGCGCCGGCUACCGCAUCACCCGGGAGAUCCGAGAGCCAGGGGAUAUGGAAUUCAGAGAGCUAGGCUAUGGAAAUGACCCCUACGCCGACCCGUACUAUGACUAUGAGAUGGAGGCCCUUUGGAGAGGAGGCCAGUAUGAGAACUUCAGAGUGGAGUACUCAGAGACACCUUUACCAUACCACUACGCAGAGGAGAGAGAGCGUGAGCGAGACCCGCGUGAGCGAGACCCGCGUGAGCGCCACCGCGAGCGGGAGAGAGAGCGGGAGCGAGACCACCGCGAGCGCGAGAGGCGGCAGCGGGAGCGUGAACGGGAGAGGGAGCGUGAGAAGGAGCGACUGCGGCGGAAGGAGGAGUGGGAGCGCGACCGGCUGAAGCGGGAUGAGAAGGAACGCCCACGGGAGCGGCCCCUCCGAGAGCCCCGCGACAAGAAGGAGGACAAGGACAAGCAGCCCAAAGCACCCAGGUCGCCCGGGGGCAUCCCGCCCAGUCUCAGACCCAUGGAACCCCCGGUGAAGAAGGAGAUGGUUCCGAUGGUCAAACGUCCAGACGAAUGGAAGGACCCAUGGCGCCGGUCCAAAUCUCCCCGCAGACGCCCGGGCAUGACCGGCUCUCCCCCACGUGGCCGACGACGACAUCGGCCCUCGGGCUCCUCCGUUUCACUGUCCAACUCCUCCAGGUCGUCGUCCCGCUCCUCGUCGUACACAGGCUCUGGCUCCUCACGCUCAAGAUCCCGGUCCUCCUCCUUCAGCUCCUACUCCAGCCACUCCUCACAGCACAGCUCGUUCAGUGGCUCACGAUCCUUCUCCUCCUCGCCCUCCCCCCACCCCCACCCCCACCCCCACCCCCACCCGGCAGCACAGAGAAACGCAGCCAAGGCUAAACCAGACCAGCCUCCUGUGGUCUCUAAAGGCCCCCCGCAGAAGCCUGCCACAGUGCCCCCCCCUCGCAGAGACAAACCCCCACCCAAAAAGCUGCCCAGCCCCACCCAGCAAGCUGGCCAGCCCAACCAGCCCAGCCAGCCCCCUAGCGAAGUCCCCAAGCCCCCGGCCCCGAGGGACCCCGCCAAGCCACCCCCCAACGCCAGGGAGGGUCGCAGGAAAGAUAGGCCGCAUCCGCCACGGAGGCGGACGUUGAGUGGUAGUGUGAGUGGCACUGGCAGCAGCUUCUCAGGCUCCAGCUCCCGCUCCCACUCCUCCACAGGCUCCCGCUCGCGCUCCGGAUCACGCAAGUCUAGAAAAUCCAGGUCUCUGAGCGUGAGCAGCGUCUCCUCUGAGUCCUCGGCGUCGUCCAGCAGCAGCUCGGUGCGGAGCGCCGACUCGGACGACAUGUAUGCCGAUCUGGCCAGCCCCGUGUCCUCGGCCAGCUCGCGCUCGCCCACCCUCGGACAUCCCCGCAAGCCCCGCGCCCCCCCCAGAGAUCUCCAGCGCCCCAACAAAGACAGAGGAAAGCCCCCAAAGAAAGAGGAGCCCUUCAGAGACGAGCGCAAGAGGCUGAGUCCAUCAGGGCCCCCCUUCAGGCCGGGCUCAGCUGGUCAAAUGCCCCGCUCAGGCCCCAGCAACCGGGGUCACCCCAUGCACCCGCCACACAUGGGGCCCCCGGGGGGAUACGGCUCGCACAAGGACAUCAAACUCACGCUGCUCAACAAGCAGCAGCCGCCAGACCGAGGCAACAGGAAAAGGUAUUUCCCUGCCGAUAAGGAGAGGCCGACGUCUCCCCUCAGCAAGAGGAUAGCCAUGUCUCCUGACAGAGGCCGGGACCGGAGGAUGAUGGGUAGACCCCCCCUAUCUCCUAGAAUGGACCGUCCCAGAGGCCAGGGCCCACGGCCAAUGCCCCCACAGGGCGACAGGAAGCGGCCCCUGUCCCCACCCCCAAAGGCUUCUGGGAAGGGUCCAGCCAUGCCCCCAGGCAAACCCCCGGGGCAGGGUUCAGGCUCCGGUUCCGGUUCGGCCUCUGGGAAGCCCAGCAACACGCUGAGCCGCCGAGAGGAGCUGCUCAAGCAGCUGAAGGCCGUGGAGGACGCCAUCGCCCGCAAGAGAGCCAAGAUCCCCGGGAAGUAGAGCCAGCCACGACGGAUACAAGACACAGAAGAGAAGCAUCACACCUCCCCUCUCCCCCCUCCUCCUACCAAAUACCCUUCGGCUGACCGUGUCACCGAAUCGUCAGCAGGCAUCUUAGCAGCUUUGGGGGAGCGGGCGGACGGACGGACAUAAACGAAUAAACAACAGCAAAAAGAAACAACAAACAAAAGCACCAGGGUGUGAGGAUGCGUGAUGGAAGCCGCUUGUGAGAUGAAAAUUUUCGUUUGGGCGUCCCCACGGUAGAGGACGUGUAGAUUUUAUAUGGAUGUCACACAGAUGUGGGGGUGGGGGGGACACUGUUCAUUCAUCUUUCUCCCCCUCCCCCCUUCUCUCCAACAUGAACUAUAGGAGAUGUUUUCUUAAUAACGGGGAGAAUAAAUACUGUUUAUCUAUCCAGGUUCUCUUAUCUGAGUCCCUCCAUCUCUCUCUUUCUCUCUCUCUGUCUUUCUCUUACUCUCACUCUAUUUUAUUAUCUCCUUUUCUCUCCGCUCCUCUCCUAGUUGUAUGUAUGUGGAGGGAAGUUGAGGGGAUGGGAAACGCUGUGCUCUAUGUACGAUACACUGAAGAUUCUACAAAUGGCAUCUUGAUGACGAGGUGGUCGCUUCCACUUGCAUUUGAUUUGUGGCCACAAAUGGCCACGGGCCCCUCAGUAAGGCCAAGUCACUUGAUGUGAUUUACAUGAUUCCCAGUUCAAACCCUGAACUCUCAGUCCCCCGACCGUUCAAUUGUUUUUCCAGACCUUCCAAUGUGUACAAUUAUAGUAAGCAGACGACAAGCAAGUUUCUUUUAAAAAGAAGUGUAUUACUCUAGAGCUCAAAUGACAGUGAUGUGAAGUAUUGCUUUUUUUUUCUCCUUUUUUUAAUUUUACGGAUUUGUUUUGUUUUUUCUUAGCUCGACUCCAGUAAUAAACUGUUUUAUUCGUCCCUCAUUUUUAGUUGAAACAAGUGUGAGAGGUUGUAUACGGGACGCCAGGAGAUGAGGAGGAACUCCGUCUAGCUUUUUUGUGACAGGAAAAAAAAAAAAGCUUCUAAAUAAACUAUUUUGAUAAAGAGA